CGAGGAUGAAGAAGAGGAGGCGGAGGAGGAGCUGGAGGAGGACGAGGCCGGGUCCUGGGGUCCGCACAUCGAGCCGUCGCUGGCGGCACUGAGGGUAGAGGAGCUGAGUGGGGGGGGGCACGUGACCCCCGAGGAGAGCAGCAGCUCGGACGACGACGAGGAGGAGGAAGAGGAGGAGGAGGAGGAGGAGGGGGGGGCAGGCAACCCCUUCCCCCCCACGCCGCCCCCCAACCCCUUCACGGCCGACCCGCCGGGCAGCGCCAGGAGCCCCCCGCUGGGGGGCUUCACGCGGCCCGGCCCUGACGAGGCAUCGUGCCCGAAGCCCGAACCGUUCCAGGGCUCCGUGUGGCUGGGCACGGAGGACGGCUGCAUCCACAUCUACCAGUCGUCCGACACGAUCCGCCACCGCAAGAAGAGCCUCAAGCUGCAACACUCGGCCGCGGUCACCUGCAUCGUUUUCCUGGAGAACAAGGUGUUUGUGUCUCUGGCCAACGGGGACCUUGUGGUUUACCACCGCGACGACGGUUGCUUCUGGGCCGUGGGGGAGGCGCGCGUGCUGCCCCUGUCCACGGCGGCCGCCCCCGUGUGCCGCAUGCUGGCCGUGUGUGGCCGCCUGUGGUGCGGCUGCCAGAACAACAUCGUGGUGCUGCACCCCGACUCCCUGCUCGUCGAGGCGAGCUUCGUGGUGGACGGGGAGGGGGGCCGCGGCGUGGCGUGCAUGGCCAGCGAGGGCUCCGGGGUGUGGGUGGCUCUCACCGCCAGCACCCAGGUCCGACUCUACCACCCCGCCACCUACGAGUGUCUCGCCGAGGUGGACGUCACCGCGGCCGUCUCCAGGAUGCUGGCCGGCUGCGACGCCAUCAUCCGGCAGCACAAGUCUGCGUGCCUGCGCGUCACCUCGCUCACCCUGGGCGCCGAGCUGCUGUGGGUGGGCACCAGCGCGGGUGUCCUCGUCACCCUGCCGCACCACCACCUCACUCACCCCGGCCCCCGGCGGCACGACCGCAGCCCCCCGCCCCACCACCGCCACCCCGGCGGCGCCGCCGCGGGGGGGCCCCCCCAGAGCGCCGAAUGGGGGGCCGACGCCCAGCAGCCGGACCCCGAGUGGGGGCAGCACGACUCAGCGGGGAGCCCUGGGCUGGGGGCGGGGGCCCCGUCGCCGACGCAGCGCUGGCCCGCCGUGGCCCCCGUGGGUUGCCUGCAUGGCCACACGGGCCACGUGAGGUUCAUCACCAGCGUGCGGCUGCCAGAGGGCUGCGUCUGGGCCGAGCAAGGAGGCCCCGUGGGGGCCCCCGACCAAACCCCAAAGGCGCCUCGUCGCGACUCGGGGAAGCGGUUGCGCGCGAGCGGCUUGCCGGGGGUCCUGGGGGGCGCGGGGCCCGUGGGGGGCCACGCGGGGGGCCCCGGGGCACUGCUGGUCAUCAGCGGCGGGGACGGCUACGAGGAGUUCACGGGGUCACCUAGCCCCGGCGGAGACGACGCCGCGGGGAGGGACGACAGCACCAACCACCUGCUGCUGUGGAGGGUCUGAGCCAGGCCCUGGGACGACACCGGGUGGGCCCCUGGGACACGUGGCCUCCAGUGUACAGGGUGGGCCCUUGGACGUGUGGUGGGUUCUGCGCACGUGGCCGCCACACUGAGUGGGCCCAUGGGACACGUGGUGGUGGUGCCCCUGGGACACGUGGCCUAAGCACAGGGUGGGUGCUCGGACAAGAGAUCUCCAUGCAAGUGGCGGGCCUUAGGCAAGUGGCCUUUGCCUUGAGUGAGCCUCGAGCAUACAGGGUGGGCCCUCGGACACGUGUUUACUGAACAGGGUGGGGCCCUUUGUACGCAGUGGGUCCUGGACAUGUUUCCUCGUACUGAGUUUGCCCCUGGGGCGGGUGGCCUUCGUACAGGGUGGGCCCAUGCCACGUGGCUUCCACCACACAUCGUGGGCCCCCGGGCUCGGUGUCGUCCACACAGGGUGGACCCUGAGCACGUGGUGGGGCCUCUAGGACACAGGGUGGGCUCCUGGGCCAUUUGACAGGCCCUGGACAUGUGCCCUCCAUGCAGGGAGGGCUGCUUGGGUGAGUAGCGUCUACACAGGGUGGCUCGUGGGCAUGUGGUGGGGCCCCUUAAAUGUGGCCACCACUGUACAGGUGGGCCCCUGAACACGUGGCCUAAGACAGGGUGGGCCCCCGGGUGGGUAUGGCUCACAGGCAAGCGACUCCAGAUUGCAGGUAACCUCCCAUGUGGUCCGCUGAUUUGGCGAACCUGAUGGCGAUGCUCCUUGUGUGCCUGAUGCCGGUAUUUGACCCAGGUGAGAGGCCAGUGAGGUCUGCCAUCUGUCUAUUGUCAGGGAGACCUGGGAGCUAUAGGGAACACCCACCCACAGGCUCAGCGGCUCUCGGGGUCUGCUGCCUUUCUCCCCCUCCACUCACUGCUGUCCCGUGUGAUCUCCAAAUCCACUCUGCAGUUCUCGACGUCCUGGUUCACCGCUUUGAACCACUGCUUUCUAGGCCAUGUCCCUCGGUCUCCACUGGGGUCCACCUGCAUUUCCGCUGUAGACCAAACCCGGAUUUAGUUCUCAGUCGGCACUUGGUCCAUUAUCAAAAGUUGUGCAGUGUACCGUGAUAAAGUUCCGCACAAAUAGCACCGCACCUCGGGACAAAUUAAUUCCUGCCACCCGAAAACCGAGGCCGGUUCCCAGACAGGCGGCCACCCCAGUCUCUAUCCUCCCCGAGGCUUCCACGCUCAUCACCGUUCGUCUUCCGUUGUGGUUUUCCACUCUUCUUGGGACGAUAUAUCCUGCCCGCCCCCACAAGCCAUCCGAGUCGACACGAUGGGUACCGCUCUGGGCUAGACGAAGUCCCGGGUCACCGUCAUCAGCCACGGUCGAUCCACUGCUGGAUGAAGGCCUCUGCACGCCGCCGUCAUGCCUCUCACGGCCCCAUGUCGCGAACAUGCUGCGUGACGAUGCCAAAUCUGACGGCGCCUUAAAGCAGCGGCUUCCACCCCGAGCGCGGUUCACGUUUGGCGUCUGGAGGCAUCGCUUCUCUUCAUCUAAAUUUAGGGCAAAGGGGAAGAGGUCACCCCCUAAAGAUAGACGCGGGGCUGUUGGGAGCGAGGAGUGUCCGAUCACAGCCACAGCUAGGCAAGAUCGCAGCCGGCGAUGCCACUGCAGCUCGCCAGGGCUGCAGACCCAACCCUGACGGAUUUCUCAGCCAGCCUCGCGGUUGCGAGACGGUGCGGUGUACGGACGGUUCAGUUCAUCGCAGUGACACUGGAACCGGAUCUUGGUACAAACCGAUCCCCACUGCCUUGCAAACACGGACUCCGAGUCCCGGAUGGGUGUGCGACCCGAGCCUCCUCCAGCAGAUCUCCGCAGCUCCACCUGCUGCUGCUGCUGCUACUGUCACACAGUAGACACGUGACCCCCAGGGUCUGCCCUGUCAGUGUCCCACCAUCUUCCCUGAGGACUUCCCCUCGGUAGGUGAAGUUCAUUUAUCCUGGUGGAUGACUCCACGGUUGAAAAACAACGGAGCGAGGAUACAGCUGCGAGU
Petromyzon marinus (sea lamprey) is the source of this 3542-nucleotide messenger RNA. Lineage: Eukaryota; Metazoa; Chordata; Hyperoartia; Petromyzontiformes; Petromyzontidae. The record is from RefSeq and is a predicted model, not a curated record.